GCCGACCAAUGAGCGCCCCUCAGGUGCCACAGUGCCCCUAGUUGCCUGGCACGGGCCUAACACCUGCUAGUCUCCCUUGGCACUGUGUGAGGGCCCGCCGGGACCGGCAGCAGCAGCAACAACAUGGCCCACGCCACCGCCCGCACGCCCACACCGCCCACCCGCUAGUCCCAGGGUCCACCGCCGCCGCCCGCACCAGCAUGCGGCGGUCCUGACGGGCUCCUUCCCCCGCGCCUCCGGCAGGAAGGAGCUGACGCCGUCACAACCAGUCAAAGAUUCAGUGAGAUUAGUGCAAUUAGCUGGGAACAGCAGCAGCAGCAGUUUGGCCCCACGCGUUGUGUUCGCCAGAGACGCCCCCGCAGGAGCUAAAGCUGUGUCAAAAGCAGCAGCUAAAGCUGUGGCGGCAGCAGGAAGUGAAGCUGUGGCAGCAACAGCUGCAAGUAAAGCUGUGGCAGCAGCAGCAGCAGCUAAAGCAGUGGCAGCAGCAGAUGAAGCUGUGGCAGCAGUAGCUAAAGCUGUGGCAGCAGCAGUAGCAGCUAAAAACAUCAAGCUCAGCACCUGCUACGUCUGUCAUGUGAGCCACAAUGGGCCCCAUCCGCGCCUUCAUGCGCCCCUCGCACGGCGCCGCCCCUGGGGAGUUCGCCACAACCGCCAGCCCCUUCAGCCCCUCCCACCGGAGCUUCUCGGCGCAACACCGCCCCUGCGGCACCCAUGCCCCCUCCUCCUCCCCACUCCACAACCCCCACCAGCGCCCCCACCCCUACUGCCAAACGUGCGCGGUGGACCCCCUGCGCGCUGGCCUCAUGUCCUCGUCUGUGGCGCCCUACAUCUACCACCACUUUAGGACACUCCUGCCACCAGGAGCGCCGCCUGCGGACCCCCACCCGGGCGUCAGUCUGCCGCAGGACACGAGGGGGCAGGCCCUGGGAGAGACUGUCUGGAGGAAGCAAGCAGGCCGGUGGAAGGACAGUGAAUACAAGUGGAAGAAAGAUGAAGAUAAGUGGAAGAAAGAGAGUGGGGAAAACAAGUGUAAGAAGCGCGGGGAAGAUAGCGCGUGGAGCAAGGAUGAAUACGAGUGGAGGAAAGAGAGGGAUGAGAGCAAGGGGAAAAGAGAGAAGGAUGGAUGUAAGUGGAAGAAGAGCAAGGAUGAAUGCGAGUGGAGGAAGGACAAAGACGCAUCCCCGUGGAGGGCGGCUAAAAACGACCGCGAAAAGUGGAUAAAGAAAGAUAGAGAACAAUGCAAGCCGAAGAAGGAUGAAUACAAGUGGAGGAAGGACAAGGCAUCUCCGGGGCUGUGUCACACCUCGGCCAGAGCUGACGACCCGUCGUCGUCACGCAUGGCCCUGGCUUUCCCCUUCUCCGACGAAGAAGACGACGACGAGGACGAAGGCCGCGCCGCAGGUGAGAGCAGGCACGAGGCCUGGCCUAUUUCGGACAUCGUUGAGACCGAGGACGAGGAAGGGGAGCCUCAGGAGCCACUCCCGCAGUCACUCGAGGCUGCGGACGCCGCCCACGCCAGACUCGAGGGGAGUUCGCUGACGCAGGAGGGCCCGAGUACCGGCACUCCUGCAGGAGAGAGUGUAGCGAGUGUGGUGAUCAAGGCGCCAGGCUCGCCUCGGGCCCAGGACAGGCUCGAGUCUCCAAAACCCGAGAGAGAGAACUACCGCCCGUGCAACACACAAGUCCCUCUCGAGCCUCAGCAAUGCAAAGAACUCCCCCCACGGCACGAGGAAGCAUCAGGCGAGGAGCAGGACUAUGUGGUGGGAGAUGAGGGAAGAGGGGACGAGGAGGAGGAGGAGGACAAAGAAGAAACGGAUGAGAGGAAGGGAGCAGAGAGCGGGGAGUCUCCUCGUGACGGCAUCAGAGCAACUCAGCGACUUCGCCCACGCAGUUACAGACAGUUCCUGUUGACGAGGGAGAGGAGGAGCCGGGUGUUCCUCAAGGCGAGGAGCUACCACUUGGGCCGCUGGUUCAUCGCCCACUUCACCCACCCGUACCCCUCCAAGGACCAGAAAGACCAACUCGCCACCAAGACCAAUAUGACCAGGAAUCAGGUGAGCGAAUGGUUUGGUAACAUGCGUCGCCGGAUCCGCGAAGCGACGCGCGGCCUGGGGCUGUGUUGGGAGGAGCGGGUCAGGGUCUACAACGCCGUCAUCACCGGCAAGUCGGAGCCGCUGCCCAUCCUCCCGGACGAUGCCAUCAACACCUGGGUGCCUCCCGUUCCUCAAGACCCUCCAGUCCUCGAGUCUCCCGAAGAGGUGUCAGUAUCGCCCAAGUUCAAGACGACGCUCCUCCACCGGUAUCUCAAUAACUCCUUGGAGGCCGCAGUAUGCCCCUCCGGCGACCUCCAGUACUCCUCCACCUCCGCCUCCCCUCAACAUGAUGACCCCCUCCAACCCUACAAAUCAUCAUCAACGUCAGAGCCUUCUGAUGAGUUUCCACAGUCCUUGCCACUCUGCACUUCCAGCCCCAAGGAGAGCUUCCAAGCUCUUUGGAACGCCUCCUUCGAGCACGUCAAAGAUGGGCAGGUGCCGAGCGUUGGCACCAGAGUCCUUGGCCGGCCAGACCUCCUCCAGGUGAAGCCACAGGGCGAAGAGGAAGGACGAGUCAUCAAGAGAUAUGACCGACAUCGGAAUUAUGGAUCCCCGUGUGUCAAGAAGCAGAGGACGCUAGAGCCGGGCGAGGACUGGCUACACCGAGCUUCAACGUCUACAAACUCCACUCCCAGGCCCUCCACUCCCGGGCCCUCCACUCCUGGGCCCUCCACUUCAAGAGACUCCAUUUCGCUGGUCUUUGGGGGACGCAAGACAGCUGCUGGCGGUGAAAGCUACAGCAGCCGUCUUCACCUGGCGUCGUGGACCACAAGGGCCACCUUGGCCGACGCCAGGUCCUCAGACGAGGAGGGCAGCGCAGACCGAUGCAUACGUCUGCCGGAGGAGCUAGCAGCUGCUUACACUCUUAUGCAACUGCAACAUAUGUGACGUCCUUGUCUCUUGCACCUGUAAGACGUGUGAACUCCUCGC
Procambarus clarkii (red swamp crayfish) is the source of this 3023-nucleotide messenger RNA. RefSeq lists its product as uncharacterized. The record is from RefSeq and is a predicted model, not a curated record. Gene Ontology annotation, biological process: regulation of transcription by RNA polymerase II. NCBI's taxonomy places the organism in Eukaryota, Metazoa, Arthropoda, Malacostraca, Decapoda, Cambaridae. Gene Ontology annotation, molecular function: RNA polymerase II cis-regulatory region sequence-specific DNA binding.